Molecule: messenger RNA, 750 nt
Organism: Lolium perenne
Lineage: Eukaryota; Viridiplantae; Streptophyta; Magnoliopsida; Poales; Poaceae
Source: RefSeq, a predicted model, not a curated record
AUGCUAAAUGGCAUCGAACAGCUAAAUGGCAGCAAUUAUGUCACGUGGAAGGAGAAGCUUGAGAUCACUAUGGCCUUACUCAAUAUUGAUUAUGCUCUCCUUAAUGAUCCUCCUGAGGUGCCUAAAGAAAAUAAUGAAAAUUAUGAAGCCCUCAAGAAGGAAUAUGACAUUAUUAAGGCUAAGUGGGAUGACUCUAAUCGCAAGUGCCUUAUGAUGAUAAAGGGCUCCAUUACACAGAGUAUGAGGGGAGCCCUUCCUGAUUGUGAGACAGCAAAAGGGUACUUUGCAAAAAUUGAGCAUCAAUUUAAAGGGUCUUCUAAAGUUUAUGCAACAAGUCUUAUCGGAAGGCUAAUUGAUGAAAAAUAUGAUCCCACUGGAAGUCUUCGAGAGCAUAUUAUGAAAAAGUGCAACAUGGCCGCCAAACUAAAGUCAAUGGAGAUGGAAAUCUCUAAUGGUUUCCUCGUCCAUUUUAUUAUGUCAUCUUUGCCCCCACAAUUUGAUCCAUUUAUGAUCAACUAUAAUGCGAUGGAUGUUAAAUGGGAGAUUGAUGAAAUGAUGGCGCGAUGUGUGCAAGAAGAAGAAAGGCUUAAGGUCGACGGAAUUGAUCAUGUUAAUCAGUUUGGUCAUUCACAAAAGAAGAAGUAUAGAAAAUUUGUGAAUGAAUAUGUGAAGCCCAAGCCUUAUAAGUUCAAGGAAAAAGGCCAAUCCUCAAAAGGUUCCACGACAAAAGAAGCCGGAAAAAGCGCCUAA